Pelodiscus sinensis (Chinese soft-shelled turtle) is the source of this 358-nucleotide messenger RNA. Lineage: Eukaryota; Metazoa; Chordata; Testudines; Trionychidae. The record is from RefSeq and is a predicted model, not a curated record.
UUGAUCCAUAUGUGCACCUUUUUAUCCCUGGAUGCCCAAUUGGCCAGAUGUAUUGGUGAUGCUGAUGGGGGUGGCAGAAGCACCAGAAAUUGGACAUAGCUGGAGCACCACUCAUGACUUUCUCUUUGGAGCCAUUGCUGAACUGAUUGACAACUCCCGAGAUGCAGGAGCCACCAGACUUGACAUAUUUACUGUGGAUAACAACAAGCUGCCAGGGGGAUUUAUGUUGUGCUUUUUGGAUGAUGGAUGCGGAAUGGCCCAUAAGGAAGCUACUGAUCUAAUUUAUUUUGGAAGGUCUUCUAAGCGGACAUCUACCUCAAGAAUGAUUGGACGCUAUGGCAAUGGACUUAAAUCGUAA